GACAUACUAUUCCUGAUAUUGGACACAUUGCGCAAGAAGACACGACAUUCACCCCGGACGCGCUAGCCAAAACCUUACGGACUUGGCACCUUGUCAAGGAAGGACAGCCAUGUCAACGACACCGCAGCUUCCUGGACGUUCCAUCGCCAUCGCGCCGGCAGCAAAAGUGCCCACGCCAGAUGGAAACGAUGCCAGCGUCGAGCUCAUGCAGUAUGCCUGUACGGCGUGUACCCGGCGCAAGGUGAAAUGCGACAAGGCGAAAGCGCCGUGUUCAGCAUGCCACAAGGGUCGCAUGGAAUGUAUAUACGUAGCGCCACCGCCGCGAGAACGAAAGCGGAAACGAAAGCCAGUUGAAGAACUCCAGGAUCGACUUGAACGAUGCGAGCAGCUCCUCAGAGAGAAUGGGAUCCCAGUGAAGCCGGUUGAGGAUGUCUUUCCGGUGGACUCUACCACUUCUGUUGGAAAUGCUGCACCGGACACGAAGCCUGGAACGGCCGGCGAAGGCGUGUCCGGCACGCUUCUUCAAGGUCCGGGCAAAACGAGAUACAUCGACUCCAACAUCUGGCGCAACCUUGGCGAUCACCUGGAGGACAGCGACUACGAUGAUCAUCCUCAAAAUCCUGAAGAUUCGAACCCCUCUGACCCAGCUUCCCUGUCGCUGUACAACACCUCUAACUCAUCUCAAAGUCUCCUCAAUCUCCACCCGACCUACGACGUAGCCAUGAAGCUCUGGAACAUCUAUGUCCGCAAUGUGGACCCGAUCGUCAAGAUCGUUCACGUUCCCUCGACGCGAGAUCUCCUUCAACGUGCAGCCGCGAAUCCAAGCUCCAUGACUCCAGACACCGAAUGUCUCCUAUUCGCCAUCUACCUCUUCAGCGUAAUCUCCAUGUCGCAGAAGGAUUUCGAACAGGAGGUAGGUACGUCGUGGAGUUUUCUCCACAAUCGUUUCCACGAUGCAGUACGCCGCUCUCUUGUGAGCAACCACUUUCUCCGCACCACAUCUCUUGCCGUCUUGCAAGCCUACACUCUGUUCCUCGCAUCUGUGCGGAACACAUAUGAUCCACACACCUUCUGGGUGCUGACAGGUAUCGCCAUUCGCAUCGGACAACGCAUGGGUCUCCACCGUGACUCCGCCGAGCAAGGUCUCAACCCUUUCGACGUACAAAUGCGUCGCCGUCUCUUCUGGCAGCUGAUCCCUCUCGAUGGUCUUGCCGCUCAACUCUCCGGCACGGGAAUCGCCAUACCUUCGGACUCAUGGGAUACCAAACAGCCCCUGAAUCUCGACGAUGCCGACAUCUGGCCCGGAAUGUCCUCCGAACCGAUCGCCAAACGCGGAGCAACCGACAUGAUCUUCUGCCUUGCACGGACGGAGAUUGGAAAGUUUCACCAAAAACGAAUGCAGCCCGGUAAAUGGAACAAGCUGUGGGACUCACCCGACACACCCGCCGUGCACAAGUCACUGCAAGAUCUGGAGACGACCAUGGAAGAGAAUUACAUCCGCUACUGCGACAUCACCGUGCCGGUGCACUGCCUCACCCUCUCUAUGGCCCGUGGUGUGCUCAACUUUGCGCGAUACCGCGUGGCGAUGGAGAAGGUCAAAGCACCAGAUGCGACACCCAUUACACGAGCAGAAUUUGUGGCCACAGUGACAAAGAUUCUUGACAUCGACCUCGCGGCGCAGAAGAACCCGAUGCUGGAGCGAUUCCAGUGGCAUUUCCGGACGUUCUUCCAGUGGGAUGCACUGAUCUGGCUGUUGACCGAGAUGAGAAAGGAGGACACGAUGGUGGACUUCGAUGCUGCGUGGAACAAAGUGGAGCAGGUGUAUGCGUAUCAUCCGGAAUUGUUUGCCUGGAAGAGGUCGAUCGAUGUGGCAUUGGCGAGGUUGACCUUGAGAGCGUGGGAGGCGACGCAUAAAAAUGCUCAGGCCACCAGCGCUGGUAGAAGCGAACCGGACUUCAUCGUCCAACUGCGAGCCGGCUUCGAA
Messenger RNA from Zymoseptoria tritici IPO323, 1984 nucleotides. RefSeq lists its product as uncharacterized. The record is from RefSeq and is a predicted model, not a curated record. NCBI's taxonomy places the organism in Eukaryota, Fungi, Ascomycota, Dothideomycetes, Mycosphaerellales, Mycosphaerellaceae. The transcript is spliced from 2 exons. The annotation marks the transcript as partial. Gene Ontology annotation, molecular function: DNA binding; zinc ion binding; DNA-binding transcription factor activity, RNA polymerase II-specific. Gene Ontology annotation, biological process: DNA-templated transcription; regulation of DNA-templated transcription.